CAAAAUAUCUUAGCUUUAUUGCGCAGCGAGGAAUUGUUCGUCCACGAAGUUUAAAUAAAGAGCUGGAUCAUUUGAAUAGGAGAGGAUGGAGCUGCCCGACUACAGCAGGCAGCUGAUGCAGCAGCUGUGGGCCUUGAAGAAGGAAGGCCACCUGUGUGACUGCACCAUCCUGGUGGGAGACAGUCAGCACCGCGCACACAAGCUGGUGCUGGCCGCCUCCAGCAUGCUCUUCAGGUCUCUCCUGGACGGCUCAGACACCAUCUCCAUCGACACGGCCGUGGUUUCCUCGCAGGAGUUCGGCUGCCUGCUGGACAUGGUCUACACGGGCCGGCUGCCCGUGGGCAAGCACAACGUCAGCCGCAUCGUGGCCGCCGCAGAGAGCCUGCAGAUGUUCGACGUGGCCGUUGGCUUCAAGAACAUCCUCAGCAGCCUGGUGAGCCCGCCGGCCGCCGUGCCGCCGACACACGGCCGGGAGCCCCGGCUCCAGAGCGCCGAGGGGCAAACCACAUCCGCUGAAGGAGAACCCUCAGCCGAGAAGGAGGCCCGGACGCCCGGCAGGACCAAGGCUGCCUCAGCGGAGAAGGAGGCCCGGACGCCCGGCAGGCCCAAAGUGAAGGCUGAGCUGGAGGAGACAGAGGGACCGGCCUGCAAGAGAGCUCGUCUGGGAGUCCCGGCGUCCGCAGGGUCUGAAGAAGCCAAACGGCCGCAGAAGGAGGGGGAGGAAAACGGCGUGACGGCGGCGGAGGCUCCUGACCGCUUCGCCGCCUUCCUUCUGGAUCGUUCCUCUGAGCUGACGGAGCUGCUCGCCGGCGUCCCGUCUGUCCUGCAGCUGCUGAGCAAGGCAGCGAACACCGUCCUGGAGGAGCAGGACAGACAGGUGGUGUGUCGGUGCUGCGAGCAGACAGACGCCGGGGCGGCGCUGGAGGGGCUGCUGGGCGCCGUGAGGGAGGGGGGGCUCAGCGGGGGGGCGGUGCUCGCCCUGCUCCGCGCCGCCCAGCAGGAGGCGCCAUCGUACUUCCCCCCGCUGCUGCUCGCCCUGCUGCAGGACGCCCAGAGACACACCCAGCAGGACACGCAGGAGGCUGCAGACUCGCAGCAGCAGGACGGCCCCGCCAACGGAGAGGAACAGGAAGAGGCGGGACAGGAAGAAGACAAGGAGGAUGAGCCGGAAGCAGAGAGCAAACCUUCCUCCCCCUCCUCUCCCUCGUCCCCCUCCUCCCAGCCCUACUCCUGCCGCUGGUGUAAGAAAGGUUUUGCCUACAAGUGCCGCAUGCUGUCUCACGCCCGGCGCUGCAGCAUGUCGCAGGAGUUCAAGCUGCGCUGCGUCCUGUGUCCCGAGGUGCUGGGCAACCCUCGCGCCCUGCAGCGCCACCGGGCCCAGGCUCACCCCAAAGCCGCUCGCGCCAAGAAGAAGGUGGCGUGCGACCUCUGCGGGCGGACCUUCGCCCACCCGUCAGGUAUGAUUUACCACAAGCGCACCGAACACUUUGAGGAGAAGCCUUUCGCCUGCGAGGAAUGCGGCGCCAAAUUCGCCGCCAACUCGUCUCUGAAGAACCACAUGCGGCUGCACACCGGAGAGAAGCCGUACCACUGCAAGCACUGCGACAUGAGCUUCAGCGUGGCCGCGGCGCUCGCCUACCACACCAAGAAGAAGCACUCGGAGGGUAAGAUGUAUGCGUGUCAGUACUGCGAGGGCCUCUUCGCCCAGUCCAUCGAGCUGACGCGUCACGUGCGAACACACACCGGCGACCGGCCGUACGUGUGUCGGGAGUGCGGGAAGGGCUACAGCCAGGCCAGCGGCCUCACCGUGCACCUGCAGACCUUUCACAACAUAUCAGAGCCUCACGACUGUCAGAAGUGCUGCCUGAGCUUCUCCUCGCUGGAGGAGCACCGCCAGCACAUCCAGCAGUGCCACCCAAAGGAGUUCCACAAGUGUCCCAUCUGCCAGAAGGUGUUCACCAGCGCCGCCCUGCUGGACAAACACCGCAGCACGCACGCCGGCACCAAGCCCUUCAGCUGCGACCUCUGCCAGAAGUCCUACCAGCAACUGUCAGGUCUGUGGUACCACAACCGGACGAACCACCCCGAGCUGUUCGCCAGCCAGACCAACCGGCAGCUGAAGACUCUGGUCCAGUGUGACGUCUGCUUCAAGUUCUUCCCCAGCAGCGUCAGCCUGAGCAAACACCAGGCAGCCGAGCACCAAGACCUGGCGGCGGAGGCGGAGGUGGCGGGGGCAGCGGGGGCGGCGGCGGCACGCUGCCCGCUCUGCCCGGCCGUGUUCAGCAGGGAGGAGGAGCUGCAGGAGCACGCCAGCACCCAGCACUUCAGCCAGGACGGCUCGGCCUUCAUCUGCCCGCUCUGCUCGCUGCUCUGCCUGUCCCAGCCCGAGCUGCAGGCGCACCUGCUGUCCUGCCACAUGAGGGCGCCAGAGGAGCCAGAGGAGGAGGAGGGGGAGCGGGCAGACGCCUCUCACACGGCGCUCCCGACAGAGCCGACAGGCGAGGAGGGGGCGCAGACGGUCAUCGCUGUGGACCAAUCCCAGCAGGUGUUUGUUGCCCUGGGAGACGUGAAGGAGGGCGGGGCCUCGCCGGAGGUGGUGGCGGUCAACAUGGACGACCUGCUGAACGGCUCGGUCACCUUCAUCUGCGAGGACAAGCAGUGAGUCUGAGCUGUGACCUUUGACCCCUCCGGACACUGACUGUUUUUUUUGUUUGUUUUUUGGGGGGGUUUGUCUGUUUAUUUGUUUUACGGGAGCAACAACAAAGUUGAACACAGUCAGAAGUCAGAAGACGAGGAUUGUUUCUGUUUGGUGAAGCUCAGUGAAGGUUAAGAUGAAAACCAGUUGAUCAAUUAAUAAUAACUGAUUUCCCACCCUGUGCAGGUUCAUAUGUUGUUUUUUAUUUAUGCAUU
Myripristis murdjan (pinecone soldierfish) is the source of this 2910-nucleotide messenger RNA. RefSeq names its product zinc finger and BTB domain containing 40 (gene zbtb40). Gene Ontology annotation, biological process: regulation of transcription by RNA polymerase II. Bases 86 to 2662 code for a protein of 858 amino acids. Gene Ontology annotation, molecular function: DNA-binding transcription factor activity, RNA polymerase II-specific; protein binding. Gene Ontology annotation, cellular component: nucleus. Lineage: Eukaryota; Metazoa; Chordata; Actinopteri; Holocentriformes; Holocentridae. The record is from RefSeq and is a predicted model, not a curated record. The transcript has 13 exons.